AGCAGGUGAGUAGAGAACCAGCCUGAGCUGAAAGACAAUGAACAGACGUUACAGUCCGCAUUGCGAAAUAGAAGGCGUUUCCAUCAUCAUCAUCAUCAUGGCGGCGCUCAGCAAGAUUUUUGCCGGCUCGCAGUUCAACAAGACAAACUCGGCGGUUGCCGUGGCCGUCGUGGCCGCGAUCUACUGGGCUUCCUCGCGGAAGGGCAAGAAGGCUUCAGAGAGCGGCAGCAGAAAGCUCCCAGAUGUCCCACUGGUGAUUGGAGAGCAAGGAGAAAAGAAAGAGAAAGCAGCAGUAGAUGGAGUUUUUCUUAGGAGGAUAUACCAAAUACUGAAGAUCCUUGUACCAAAGUUUUUCUCUCCUGAGGUUGGGUACAUAAUCCUGGUGGCAUCCAUGUUACUGGCUAGGACUUACUGUGAUGUGUGGAUGAUUCAAAAUGGGACUGCUAUUGAGAGUGCUAUCAUUGGAAGAAGUAUCCCGCUGUUCAAGAAGCAUCUCUUCAGCUUCAUCUACGCAAUGCCUGCGAUUUCUCUGGUCAACAACGUCCUCAAGUAUGGUUUGAACGAGUUGAAGCUGAGAUUUCGUACCAACCUGUCCAACCAUCUGUACAGUCAGUACCUCAGGAGUUUCACCUACUACAAGAUGACAAAUCUGGACAACAGGAUUGCUAACGCUGACCAGCUUCUGACUCAGGAUGUGGAGCGUUUCUGUAACUCAGUAGUUGACCUGUACUCCAACCUCAGUAAGCCGAUAGUUGACAUUGUGAUCUAUGUGAAGAAGCUGACAGGCAGUAUUGGUGCCCAGGGGCCGGCCUCCAUGUUAGCCUACCUGGUCUUCUCAGGACUCAUUCUUACGAGGUUGCGACGUCCCAUCGGUAAGAUGACAGUCCAGGAACAGAGAUACGAGGGAGAGUUUCGCUACGUUAACUCCAGGCUCAUCACCAACAGUGAGGAGAUUGCAUUCUAUCAAGGGAACCAGAGAGAGAAGGCUACCAUAGAGCUGUCAUUCCAGAAACUGAUCGAGCACUUGAGGACGUUCAUUAUUUUCCGUUUCUCCAUGGGAUUUGUGGAUAACAUCAUCGCUAAGUAUGUUGCUACUGUGGUGGGUUACCUGGUUGUAAGCCGCCCCUUCCUGGACCUGGCCCACCCCAGACAUCGGCACAGCUCUCACAGUGAACUGCUGGAGGACUACUACAAGAGUGGACGUAUGCUGGUGAAGAUGGCUCAAGCCAUCGGCCGGAUUGUCCUGGCUGGGAGGGAGAUGACCAGGCUGGCCGGGUUCACAGCCCGUGUGACAGAACUAAUGAAGGUUCUGGGUGAUCUGAACAAGGGGAAGUAUGAGAGAACCAUGGUGUCUGCACAGAACAGGGACAGGGCCGAGCCAGAGGUGCCCCUCAUCCCAGGCAGUGGAACUGUCGUGGAGCAGGACCAUAUCAUCAAGUUUGAGCAUGUGCCACUGGUCACGCCAAAUGGGGAUGUGCUUGUCAAAGACCUUACAUUUGAGGUGAAGUCAGGAGUGAAUGUUCUGGUGUGCGGGCCGAACGGAUGUGGGAAGAGUUCCCUCUUCAGAAUACUGGGAGAGCUGUGGCCUUUGUUUGGUGGAACCAUGACCAAGCCAAAGAACAAGAAACUCUUCUACGUACCUCAGCGGCCGUACAUGACUCUGGGCACCCUGCGAGACCAGGUUAUCUACCCUGACACUCUACAGGACAUGAAGAAGAAAGGCUUCACUGAUGAACAGCUACUGGCACAUCUCAAGGAGGUUCAACUGGAGAACAUCCUGGAGCGGGAGGGGGGCUGGGACGCCGUACAGGACUGGAUGGAUGUGCUGAGUGGAGGGGAGAAGCAGCGAAUGGCGAUGGCCCGCCUGUUCUACCACAAGCCCCAGUUUGCCAUCCUGGAUGAGUGCACGUCUGCUGUGAGUGUGGACGUGGAGGGGUACAUCUAUAACCACUGCAGGGAGGUGGGCAUCACUCUCUUCACUGUGUCCCACAGGAAGUCUCUAUGGACCCACCAUGAGUUCUAUCUGCACAUGGAUGGCAGGGGGUCAUUCGAGUUCAAGCCUAUUUCAGAGGACACCGUGGAAUUUGGGUCUUAAGUUUUUACAUGGCAAGGACAAGAAAAUGUAUCAAACAGCACAAGGAUGUUUCAUGUUGAUUUUUAAUACUCUGUAAUUUUAUUUCAUGCUGUUUUAC
Molecule: messenger RNA, 2192 nt
Organism: Branchiostoma belcheri (Belcher's lancelet)
Lineage: Eukaryota; Metazoa; Chordata; Leptocardii; Amphioxiformes; Branchiostomatidae
Product: ATP-binding cassette sub-family D member 3-like
Exons: 23
Coding region: 38-2095 (685 amino acids)
Biological process (GO): peroxisome organization; long-chain fatty acid import into peroxisome; very long-chain fatty acid catabolic process
Cellular component (GO): peroxisome; peroxisomal membrane
Molecular function (GO): ATP binding; ABC-type transporter activity; long-chain fatty acid transmembrane transporter activity
Source: RefSeq, a predicted model, not a curated record